ACGGCACCGCCCGGCACCAUGCCCUGCGCCUUCGGCCGCAUCCUCCUCAUCGUCAUCCUCCUCCUUCCCAUCCUCCUCCUCCUGCCGCCGCCGCCCGCCGCCGCCUACUUCGGCUUGACCGGGAAAGAAGCUCUGACCCACUUCCCAUCCCUGGGACCCUCCACAAACACUGCCCAGGGGAAGGUCCACAUGAAGCAGUGUGACUUGCUGAAGCUGUCCCGCAAGCAGAAGAGGCUGUGCCGGAGGGAGCCUGGCUUGGCAGAGACCUUGCGGGAUGCCAUCCGGCUCGGAGUCAUGGAGUGCCAGUACCAGUUCCGCAGCGAGCGCUGGAACUGCAGCCUGGAGGGACGGACCAGCCUGCUGAAGCGAGGUUUUAAGGAGACUGCCUUCCUCUACGCUGUAUCCUCUGCUGCUCUCACCCACUCCUUGGCCAGAGCGUGUAGCGCUGGGCGCAUGGAGCGCUGCACCUGCGAUGACUCCCCAGACCUGGAGAACCGCAAGGCCUGGCAAUGGGGAGUCUGUGGAGACAACCUCAAAUACAGCACCAAGUUCCUGAAGAAGUUCUUGGGGCAGAAGAGGAUUGGCAAAGACCUGCGGGCCAAGGUGGACAUCCACAACACCAACGUUGGCAUCAAGGCUGUGAAAAAUGGUCUCAAAACCACAUGCAAGUGCCACGGUGUCUCUGGCUCAUGUGCUGUCCGGACAUGCUGGAAGCAGCUUUCUCCUUUCCAUGAGAUUGGACGACUGCUGAAGCUGCGCUAUGAUGAUGCCGUCAAGGUCUUUAGCACCACCAACGACGCUGUGGGACACUCAGAGCUGGCUGGCCCACAGAGACACAGCCAUUCGCUCAAGCACCCUGCUUCACCCCGCUCUACUGACCUGGUGUAUGUGGAAGAUUCCCCUAGUUUCUGUCGUCCCAGCAAAUACUCCUUGGGAACUGCUGGGAGGACCUGCUCAAGGGAAGGCAACUGUGACAGCAUGUGCUGUGGACGAGGCUAUAACACCCAGAGCCGGCUGGUUACCUUCUCUUGCCACUGUCAAGUGCAGUGGUGUUGCUAUGUUGAAUGCCAACAGUGCAUGCAGGAAGAGGUUGUCUACAGCUGCAAGCAGUAAAGACAGUGCUAGAGGGUCAAGACAAGUCCUAGAGCACAAGGAAGCAGUAGGGAGGGAGAGAUGGGAUUCUCUGCUGUAGGGUGAGGGCAAAGGCAAGCACCAAAAAUGUCCAGUGCUCCUGUUAUCUCAAUGCUGAGAUCCUCCAGUCUGGGGAGGACUCCCAUAUGAGGGGUGAAAACCAGAGGUUUUGUGAGCUAUCACAUCAGGAAGCAGGGUCAGAGUGUGGGGGUAACGUGGGAACAGCAGAAACACUGAAGCAGUCAAAAAUAUCUCUCAUGAGCUAAAAUUUGUACUCUGGUCUGCAGGAACAUCCCUCCUCCAUCUCUAACUUGCACUUAUGUAAAUGCAUUGGGGUGGUGAAACUGAAAUUCUGAGGGCUUGAAUUAGGGGCCCAGGGAAGGAACUAACCAGAGGCUGGAUCCUGAUGUAGCAGAACCAGCUGUGUUCCUGCACCAAGGCAAAAUGACUCUGGCAGCAGAGAUUUGCAGUGCUGUUCUCCGGCUGCUGAUUGAACCCUUUCUUCUUUGAAGUCAAAGACACGCUGUUGAGUAAUCUCAUCUCGAUGCAAGAAUUAUGCCUCAGAAAUACCAGUUUACAGACAAAUGGAGCUCAUGUCCAUCAUCUCCCAGGGCGAAGUUUGGAUGUGAGACUCCAAGUGCACGUUAACCAUGUUUUAAUCUUGCUGUACACAGGAGACCUGGAAUUGCCUCUGUUACAGUACACAUACUGCAGGAACUCAGACGAGGUCUGGGAAGUGAUCCCUCUGCAGCAUGCUGCCUCACAGGGAGUUAUUUAUGGUGGUGGAUCCAGGGUGAUGGUGCCAAUUAUUCGUCUUUCCCCCUCCCUCCCUUGCCUUGUCCCAGCCAAACCUUUUUGUCUCUUCACCUUUUUGUCUCGUGUGUACCAACCACUCUGCCCUGGUGCCCAAGGUGCAUCCCAUCCCACAGUUCUGCCCUGUGCUAAUGGCAGGGAACAUUUCUAGAAAGGGAAUGAGGAACCACAGGAACUGGGACAUCUUAUAAAUUGCGAGUCACAGGUGACAAUCUCUGCACAGGGGAGUUAGAUAUAUCCAGAUACUGCAGGCACCUGGCAAGAGAGAAGGUGACCUGGGGGAAAAGAGCACAGUCCAUUACACAGUUGUGAUGCCCUGGCUUUGAGUUGUACUUACCUAGUUCACUUUCAACUGAACACAACAUAAGCAACCUGUUUUGUUUCUUUUGGCUGUGUCUUGGGAAUGGCAUUCACUGCCCGGCCACCCAGUACACACAGAUAUGUGCAGCACAAACUGGGUGUUGAACUCUGUUACAGUGCUUGGCAAUGUAUUUGACUUCUCCAGAGCUUGUCCUGGUUAAUUCUAUAGCAGCAGUCAGAGUGUUUUUAUUGUGAACAGCUCUGGAGUGCCUCUGAGAUAAGAAAGCUGCUGUAUUUAUCCGAUGUUGGUAAUGGCUGUAAACCAGGGAGCAGGAUG
This is a messenger RNA of Neopsephotus bourkii (Bourke's parrot), 2581 nucleotides long. It is a transcript of the gene WNT9B, whose product is annotated as Wnt family member 9B. The record is from RefSeq and is a predicted model, not a curated record. NCBI's taxonomy places the organism in Eukaryota, Metazoa, Chordata, Aves, Psittaciformes, Psittacidae. The transcript has 4 exons. Gene Ontology annotation, biological process: cell fate commitment; multicellular organism development; neuron differentiation. Gene Ontology annotation, cellular component: extracellular region. Gene Ontology annotation, molecular function: cytokine activity; frizzled binding. Bases 19 to 1113 code for a protein of 364 amino acids.